This is a messenger RNA of Rana temporaria (common frog), 4758 nucleotides long. RefSeq names its product katanin interacting protein (gene KATNIP). The transcript has 26 exons. Bases 167 to 4624 code for a protein of 1485 amino acids. NCBI's taxonomy places the organism in Eukaryota, Metazoa, Chordata, Amphibia, Anura, Ranidae. The record is from RefSeq and is a predicted model, not a curated record.
CUCCGUCUGGGGCCUGCGGACAUUGGUGAGCGCCGGGCUGCACAACCCUGAUUGGCUGUUGGGAUACUGACUGUGUAUUGGUAGUUUGAAACUAGGUAACCGAAGACAACAUUUGGGGACAGUUGUGUUUUUGUAUGCAGCAUCCGAGGCGACACCCAACUGUGCCAUGUACGGUAGAUCUAUGGGAAGCCAUGUAAGAAGGCAUUCCAGAUCUAAUACUAAAAAUGUGCAAGACUAUGAAAAACAGAGUGACUUUGAUGAGAAGCAUGAUGAAUAUUUAUUAUAUCUCCAACAGAAAAACAGGGUACAGAACAUUAACAAAGCAAAGGCUCCUACACAAGUCAAGUUAGAACAUCUGGAACAAGGAUUUUCCGUCUAUAUAAAUGGAGCAAAUGCUGAGUUGAGAAAACAUUACAGCACACACAAUUUAGUAAGAGGUGAUUUAAAAUCACAAGAGACAGUUUUAGAUGAUGGAAUAACUGUUGAUGGGAGGAGAAAUCAUACAGCUCCAGGCAAGAUACAAAGAAAAGCAUGGGUGCAGAGCUCCAUAAACAUUAAAUCCGAAAGUGGACCAGCUGUUCAUAUUGUUCCAAAUGUGAAUUACUCAGAAGAUUUUGAAACUGAUGAAGAUGGGCAUUCUGAUCAGAGUGAUGAGCAUGAACAACAGGCUUUAAGAGAAAGCUUGGAGCAGAGUUUGUGUUUGAAGCAUGGCGACAGUGACAGCUCAGCUGAUGAAUGUGACAACACUGAAGAAGUCCUUGAAGAUGAAACACAGGAACUUUCCAGAAGUUUAACUGAGUUAAGGCCAGUAUCUUUAGCUGUCGGCCAACAAAGACAGACACCAGGAAACUUAGUUGUGCUUGAACUUAAAGAUCCAGGAAGUCGACAAGCAAGACCACUAUCUGCAUCCAAGAAAAACAUUUCAAAUAGCCAAGAUCCUGACCAUUCGGCAUAUCAAGUUAUAAAUGCAAUGCGAGAGGAAAAUGAAGCAAUUUUAAGAGCAAACAGCAGACAGACAUUCUUUGACCGAGAAAAAAAGAAUGAAGAUGUAGUUUCUCCAGCUGUUGAAAGAAUUGGCUCUCUAAGUUCAAGCCAACAAAAGAAAAUUAUUAAAAACGAUGACAAAUCUUCAUGCAUUCAGAAUACAAAGUCAACCGUAAAAGAUGUGAUAUAUAUUACAGUUGAAAUUUUAUCCAAUUGGGGAAAUCCUCAUUUUGUGGGUUUGACUGAAGUCCAGUUCUUUGAUUUGAAGAAUCAGAAAAUAUAUGUGUCCCCUCUUGACGUAGACAUAAGGAAUGCUGAUUUUCCUGGAGAUCUUCAGUGUUUGGUCAAUGGAAAAGUUAAGACUACAAAGGAACAUUUCAUGUGGAUGUGCCCUUUCCAUCCCCCUGUGCAGCUUUACUUUGUUAUCCGAAAUCCUACUCGGUCAUGUGAUUUUGACAUAUGCAAGGUGAAGAUCUGGAAUUAUAACAAGAUGCUCAGUUAUCUCGACAUUGGCGCGAAACAUUUGAGAAUAUACAAAAAUGAAACUUUGAUGUUUGAUGGGUUCUUAGAGAAAGGAUGCGGAAAUAAAGUAUUUGAUUACAGCAACACUAUUGAUUUAUUUACUGGACAAGUAAAGUCUGUCUCCCCACCACCUCUAUGUACGUCCAAAAAUGAGAUGGAUGUAGAAAAUGAAAUCAGUUGCUCAGGCAGCAAUAAUGACCAUUUGCCACAAUUCUCAACCCCUUUACUUCAAACCCCUACAUCAGAAAGUUACUCUGUGUUAAAAGAACACAAGCAUAUUUUACAUUGUAAGCUGGAUGAUUUAAGUACUGACAGGCUAAUUAAAUCUGUAACAAGGCAAGUGGAAGAAGGUGAUGAGACUGAAGAUGUUGAAGGGAAAGGACAGAAUUCGUUCAGAGAAGAAGAUGGACAUAUAAAUGAAUCUAAAAAAAUGCCAGGAAACUCAACGUCCCCAUCAGAUCAUGAAGACUUGGCCAUGAAAAAACGGGAAAAAAUUACUGGACAAAUGGUAGAAGGAUCAUCAAAUAAAACCCCACAGUGGCUUUCUUCUUUUAACUUCCAACAAAAUUUGCAUGAUCAUAGUUCUUCAUUACUGGAUCUGGGGUUGACUGGUAUUCAAUCUAGUAGAAUGAAUACUUACAAAAAUGAUGAAAAUACUGUUAUAAAUGAUUUUGUGCGAAGUCCCAUUACACAUAGGGAACAUCUAGAUAGAAAUGAAAACAGAAGAAACAUUUCUUCUUUAUCUAUCAAUAUUGGUAAUGAAUUAGAAACCAGGAGCCCCAGGUACUCUUCUGAAUCAGAACGGCCAGUCAGUGACAGAAGAAGGAAAUUACAUGUCAAGGAUAAAAGACUGGACACUGAUAAAUGUGGAGAUGUAAACCUGCCAACAAAAAGUAAUCAAGGAAAUGUUAACACCAAGCGGAGUUGUAGCAGGGAUCAAGAUAACAGCCUAAUGGAGUCAUGGUCUUCGUUAAUGCAAUUCAAUCAAUCUCAGCGUGGUCGAAUCUCAAAUAUGGAGUUCGAAGGGGAUAUCUUUGAUGAGUUUUUGCAGCAGCAAAAAAUUGGAAGGCAACAUGUAACAAAAAGAGAUAACCAAGAACUGUCCAAUGCAACAGAUGUGAAUCUGUAUGAAAAUGACAAAGAUGAUGGAAUCGAGUUUGAAAUACCAGUUUUACCUUAUGGUCAGCGCUUAUGCAUUAAAAUAGUAACUACCUGGGGAGAUAGACAUUAUGUUGGACUUAAUGGAAUAGAAUUAUAUUCUUCCACAGGCAACCCCAUUCCUAUAACAAAAAUUGAAGUUUCCCCCCCCAAUAAAAAUACAGUAUCUGCAUUUGCUAAAGACCCUAGAGUUGUAUCAAACCUUAUCGAUGGUGUUAACAACACACAAGACGAUAUGCAUCUUUGGUUAGCACCGUUCACACUUGGAAAGAGUCAAUAUAUUUACUUAGACUUUGCAUCUCCAUGUCAAAUAGCUAUGAUUAGAAUAUGGAACUACAAUAAAUCAAGAAUUCAUUCAUUCCGUGGUGUAAAGGACAUUAAAAUAGUUCUAGAUCACACUUUGAUUUUUAAAGGAGAAAUUGCCAAGGCAUCAGGCACUCUGUCUGGAGAACAAUUUGGGGAUACAAUAUUGUUCACCACCAGCGAUGAAAUUUUGCAGGCAAUAUCAGUUUAUGAUCAUACAUUUGAUGAGGAUUUGGAAAACACAGGUGUUCAGAUAGAUGAAGAAAAAGUGAGCGUUCGUCCAAAAACCGCAGACAAUGGUGGAGAGGGAAUGCCAAUGACAGAGGCAGACUUCAGUGAAAAUAUACAGGUGAUGACAAAGCUUAUUGAUAUGAAAUUUAAAGCAGAAAGUCCUCCAAAUCUUUCCAGCACUGUACCUGGUGUAUACAGUGGUAAAUGUCUUCAGUUGAAUUUUACAAUGACAUGGGGAGACUUGCAUUACCUUGGACUUACAGGAUUUGAAAUUGUGGGACUGGAUGGUGAAGCAUUACCUUUAACUAUGAACAUAAUAUCUGCAUCACCUCGAGACCUGAGCAUUCUUCCUGACUAUCAAGAUGAUUACAGGACCUUAGACAAGCUUAUCGAUGAUGUACAAAUAACCACUGAAGAUCUUCACAUGUGGCUGAUUCCAUUUACCAGUGGAGAAAAUCACACUAUAACGAUCAACUUCGAUAAAGCAGAGACUAUUGCUGGACUGCGGUUCUGGAAUUAUAAUAAGUCCCCUGAAGACACAUAUAGAGGGGCUAAAAUUGUACAUGUAACUCUUGAUGGAUGCUGCAUUUCCCCACCUCAGGGAUUUCUGAUUCGGAAGGGUCCUGGCAACUGUCACUUUGAUUUUGCUCAAGAGAUUCUUUUUGUUGACUAUGUGACAGAAAGUCGGUGUGAUAAACAAUCCAGCUAUUUAAAAUGCACAGUGCCAACCAGCAUGGAUUAUGAAGCACCAGUGAUGCCAUGUGGCUUUAUUUUCCAAUUUCAGCUGCUCACCACUUGGGGAGACCCAUAUUACAUUGGACUGAAUGGUCUGGAGAUGUAUAAUGAACACGGAGAAAAAAUUCAGCUCUCAGAAAAUAAUAUUGCUGCUUAUCCAGAAAGCAUUAACAUUUUAGAAGGAAUAUGUGGAGAUGUGAGAACCCCUGACAAGCUCAUUGAUGACAUCAAUAAUACCACUGAUGGCAGACAUGCUUGGCUCUCUCCAAUUCUUUCAACCCUGGUUAAUCGCAUUUAUGUUGUCUUUGAUCUACCCACAAAAGUAUCGAUGAUCAAAUUAUGGAAUUAUGCUAAAACCCCACAAAGAGGAGUAAAAGAGUUUGGUAUCCUUGUGGAUGACUUGCUUGUGUACAAUGGAGUUUUAAAUAUGGUCAACCACAUUUCUCAUGGGAUCCUGCCAACAUGUGACCCUGUGAUACCAUAUUAUACUAUCCUCUUUGCAAAUGAUCUGAAAAUAUCAGAAGCAGACAGGCGAACCAUAAUUAGCAACAAUGUUGAAGACCAAGAUGUCAAAAUGAUGAAUGAUAAUAAAAUAAUUGUCAACUCCAAGAAGAACCAAACUCCUGAUCCAGCGUUGCGUCCAAAAACGUGUUUAACUGCCAAGGAGAAAGGACAUAUGAGAAGAUUCUAAAAAAAAAAAAAAAAAAAAAAAAGCCUUAACCUUUUAUGUAUAGAUUAUUUAUUUCAUAAAAUGUUUACAAAGAUUAAUGCAUUGUAUGUUGAACUAUUUUUUUUAUAUUUGUGGAAAUAAACUAUAUUAUUGUA